AUGUACAUCACUCUCUACUUCAUAGUCACCCGCCUCCCUGACUCUCUUCGCGCAGUCAGGGACCACUUUCUCGCCCUUGACCCCACAGACCUCACUGUCGACCUGCUCGAGAAGCACCUUUUUGCAGCUGAGACUAGCACAGUCGUCGCUGUAGGUGCUGCUCGUGGCACUCCUCGCACUCCCUUCUUUGAGGGGUGUUCCCCCUCCCCCCUUGCCCCCUCCUACGCUUCUGCUGCUGCUGUUGACUUCCUUGGUGCUGAGGAGGUCGGGGCUGCGUCUGCUCCUAGUGGGAGGCGCCGCAGCGGCAAGGGCACAGAAGGCAAGAGUGGUGGAGGUGGCGGCGGGGGAGGCGGUGGAGGUGGCGGUGGUGGCGGUGGGAGUGGUGGCGGGACUGGGGGCGUUGGUGGUGGCGGCAGUGGGAGUGGUGGCAGCGGCAGUGGUGGAGGUCGGGGUGGAGCCGUUCAGAGGGGAGAGUUUGGCGACGAGGCAGAGCUUCCCCAUUGGCUAAAGCUGCUUAGGUCUGGUGUUGAUAUCUUUGCUCUUGACUAUGACGCUAUCCUUGCUGCCAUGUAUGCUUUGACUGUUAGUGCUGAGGGUGACUGUUACCUGUGUGUGCCGCCUGACCCAGGUAUAGAGGCUGCUGCUCUAGGUGCUAGUGAGUCUACUCUCUCUGGUACUGCGCCUGCUGAGGCCUUGCACACCUUCACGCUUGACUCAGUUCUUGCACGUUCCACCACUUUUUUCCCGUGCCCGGCGGUUCCGUCUGGCUCACUGUCAGGUCUUCACCUCCCCUCGUUCUCUACGAACUUGGUGAGUACUGCUGCCCUCCAGGAUGCCAUGGUCACUACCACCACUAUUGGGAGUCAGCGUGUGGCGAUCUGCACGUGUGCACGGACGGGCCGUCACCUGGCCACGUUCACCCGUCGGCCUGGGUCGAGUCUGUACACACUGACUACUGAGUCUCCACAGGUAGCUGCUUCCGGUCAGGUGUCUGCGUCUAGUCAGGUAGCCGCCCCUGUUCGUGUCGCCUCCUCUCGCACCAGACUCUCCUUUGGCACCACCGCCUUGGUCACCCCUCCCUGCCACGCCUCCGUGGCAUGCACUCCUGCCUCCUUGUCUCUGGUCUUCCCAGGUCUCUGCCUCCCCUCCCACCCUCGCCUGCCCCGCCCUGCCUUCCUUGCGUCGAGGGGUGGCAGCGCGCCGCUCCUCACUCCUCCUCGUUUCCCCCGACGACUGCUCCCCUGCAGACUCUCCACAUGGACCAAGGGGGAGGUCCCUGAUGUCUUGAUCCCUUGGAUCCGCGCUGUCCGUCUCCAGCUCCGCGAGCAGUUCCGUACGGACCUUCCUAUCAUGCGUAUGCACUCUGACAGAGGUGGUGAGUUCUCCUCCGACCUCUUGCGGGACUUUUGUCGUGGGGAGGGCAUCCUCCAGUCGUUCACGCUUCCGGCCUCCCCGCAGCAGAAUGGGAUUGCUGAGCGCCGCAUUGGCUUAGUCAUGGAGCUCAACCUCUGGCCCCGUGUCUCCUUGCCGGAGACCUCGCCUACACUGCGUUGGACGGGGGAGGUUGGCGAUGCGUCGGUGUUCCAGGUCUGGGGCGCUCGUGCCUUUACCCGCGAUACCUCCGCGGACAAGCUCUCCUCCCGCGCCAUUCCCUGUGUCUUCCUUGGCUUCCCCCCUGACGCGCCUGGCUGGCAGUUUUACCACCCCACCACGCGCCGUAUUCUCUCCUCUCAGGACGUCACGUUUGAUGAGUCGGUUCCCUUCGACCGUAUUCUCCCCUACCGCACUGCCCCUCUCCCCCCCCCGCCGCUCUUCCUCGCUCCAGGUCCCCCUCCGCCUGUCGAGGUCACUGGCGACUCUGGUGCUGCUGGGGGUGGUGCUGCUCGGGGUGCUGCGUCUGGGGGUGCUGAGCCUGCGGGUGCGGAGCCUGGGGGUGCUGAGCCUGAGCGUGCGGAGCCUGGGGGUGCUGAGCCUGAGGGUGCUGAGCCUGGGGGUACGGAGCCUGGGGGUGCUGAGCCUGAGGGUGCGGAGCCUGGGGGUGCUGAGCCUGCGGCCGGCGGGAGCCUCUCUCACCACAGCAGCUGCGCGAGUGGUUUGCUCGGCGCACCCGCCUUCGGAGUGGCACUGCUGGAGCUAGAGGCACUGCCUGCCGCUGGAGGCGCUGGAGCUGGAGGCGUUGGAGCUAGAGGCACUGACGCUGUGGACACUGGAGCUGGAGGCGCUGGAGCUGGAGGCGUUGGAGCUGGAGGCGCUGGAGGUACUGGAGCUGGAGGUCCUGGAGCUGCUGGUACUGGAGGUACUGGAGCUAGAGGUACGAGAGUUGGAGUUACUGCAGGUACUGGAGGUACUGGAGUUGCUGGUCCUGGAGGUACUGGUGCUGGGGUUACUGGAGCUAGUGGAGCGGCUGGUGCUGGAGGCGCUGGAGCUGUAUACGCUGGAGCUGGCGGCGCUAGUCCUAGCGACCCUGAGCUGGAGGUGCUGACAUUGGAGGCACUGGAGCUGGCGGUACUGGUGCUGGAGGCACUGUGCAGCAGCGACCUUUGCACUGUUUGCCGUGCUCGUCGUGUUCCCUGUCCUCGUCCUCCACCAGUCCUCGGCACACACACUAUGGCACUUCGUCCUUCCUCUGUUCCGCAGCAUGUUGCUCUGCCGUCUCCUCCGGCGUCCUCUCUUCCUGACGUUCCGGACCCUGAGUCUGACUGGGUUCGUGCUGCUAGCCCUACUGUCACACGUCUCCUCGCCACUGUUGUCACUGACCCUUCUUUUGAGUCCACUGCUGCGUCUGCCUUAGUUGCUGAGCUUGUUGACUUUGCUGCUGCGUGUCGUCUAGACUACGCCGCUAGUCUUGUUGCUGAGUCUGAGUCUGUUUGUCCUCCGUCCGUCGGGGGUGAGUGUGCUCUUGGCACGGACGUCCUUGAGGACAGGCAGGAGGACUUUGAGUGUCUUGCAGCCACUGUACCUCAUCUCGUGGCCAUGCUGCUUGCACCUGAGGGAGACCCGGAUGCACUGGACAUCCCGACCCCGCGCUCUUACACAGAGGCGAUUACGGAUCCCCCUUCUUGGGCGAACAUUGUCGACUGCAUGUUGAUUUUCAGGGUGAAGCGGCCGUCAGGUUCUCCGCCUGUCUUCAAGGCUCGUUAUCGUGACUACGAGCUUCACUCUCUUGACUUCAGCACUGCUUUCUUACAGGGCAGCCUGCACGAGGAGAUCUGGCUGCGCCGUCCUCCUGGCUUCACUAGGUCGUUUCCUGAGGGUACCCAGUGGAGCCUCCGGCGGCUAGUCUACGGUCUCCGCCAGGCGCCUCGUGAGUGGCACGACACAUUGAGGACGACACUUGCGGCUCUUGGGUUUGCUCCUUCCACUGCUGACCCGUCGCUGUUUCUGCGCACUGACACUUCGCUGCCGCCGUUCUACAUCCUCGUGUACGUCGAUGACUUGGUCUUUGCCACUGCUGCCACGGAGGGACUGGCUCUUGUGAAUUCGGAGCUGCAGAAGAGAUACACCUGCACUGACCUGGGUGAGCUGCGCAGCUAUCUUGGCUUGCAGAUGACCCUGGACAGAGCGUGGCACACCAUCACCCUGACUCAGUCACACAUGGUGCACCAGGUCCUUCAGCGCUUCGGCUUCCGGUUCUCCUCGCCACAGUCCACUCCUCUGCCUACCGGUCACUCGCUCUCAGCUCCACCUUCGGACGAGUCCGUAGAGCCGAGUGGCCCGUUCUUGACAUUUUCGACACCACAUCCAUGUAGCGACCAACUGUUUAUAAAUAUUUUUUGCCUUUGUGCCCCGUUUUCGCAAAAAAAAAAAACAAAACAAAACAAAACAACAACAACAACAACAACAACAACAACAACAACAACAACAACAACAACAACAACAACAACAACAACAACAACAACAACAACAACAACAACAACAACAACAACAACAACAACAACAACAACAACAACAACACACAACAAGAGGCGACGAAAUCGACUUAGGGUUGCGAAGCGUUUUACGCAAUUGUAA
Messenger RNA from Closterium sp. Yama58-4, 4011 nucleotides. The record is from the annotation of a GenBank genome assembly. NCBI's taxonomy places the organism in Eukaryota, Viridiplantae, Streptophyta, Zygnematophyceae, Desmidiales, Closteriaceae.